Messenger RNA from Dunckerocampus dactyliophorus (ringed pipefish), 3204 nucleotides. RefSeq names its product WD repeat domain 46 (gene wdr46). The transcript is spliced from 14 exons. Gene Ontology annotation, molecular function: protein binding. Gene Ontology annotation, biological process: maturation of SSU-rRNA from tricistronic rRNA transcript (SSU-rRNA, 5.8S rRNA, LSU-rRNA). The record is from RefSeq and is a predicted model, not a curated record. Bases 63 to 1838 code for a protein of 591 amino acids. Lineage: Eukaryota; Metazoa; Chordata; Actinopteri; Syngnathiformes; Syngnathidae. Gene Ontology annotation, cellular component: nucleolus; 90S preribosome; small-subunit processome.
GUAUUUCUCUGGGCCACUACUACCAGAAGUGACGUCACUUGCAGAAAACGUACACAAAAAAGAUGGCGGCUGCCAGCGAAGAUACGGCGGCAGAUUUACACGUGGGAAGAAAGAAAAAGACUCCAGUUCGUUACUGGCACCAGCAGAAAUAUGGCAACCAAAGUGGAGAAAAGACUGGCGACAAACAGCAUCAGAAUCUCAGAACAAUGUCAGCCGCAAAGAGGAAGAACCAAGACGACCAGGGACAUGGGGUAAAAAUCAUAUCCGGAAAACGGGAUCCUUUCCCAGGACCUGCUCCUAUUCCAAAGGCCAGGAUGAAGAAGUUUGCAAGGAAAGAGAAAUCGAAAGAGCAGAUCUCGAAGAAAUAUUUCAAGCUGAGAGCUGCCAUUGCUCAAUCAGAUGAAACCUCAAAAUUGGCCCAAAAACAAGCGGCCCGGUUUGACCUUCUACUCCCAGAAGAAGCGGGGUUUCUAGAAGGAGACAAAGACGAGGACACAUGUACAAUCUCACAGCAUGAUAUUGCAGAGGCUGUGGAUAUAACCUCUGGAGCUAAGUAUUUUAACUUGAACCUGUCUCAGUUUGGACCGUAUCGGCUAGAUUACAGCAAGACUGGACGUCACCUGCUUCUUGGUGGGAGGAGAGGCCAUGUCGCUUGUGUGGACUGGCAAUCAAAACAGCUAAUGUGUGAGAUAAACGUGAUGGAGUCCAUCAAUGAUGUUCGAUGGCUUCACACUGAGACAAUGUUCGCAGUGGCUCAGAAGAAGUGGCUGUACAUCUACGACUCAAAUGGAAUAGAACUUCACUGCAUCCGCAAGUUCAACGACAUCCUUCGCAUGCAGUUUCUGCCCUACCACUUUUUGCUUGCUACAGCUAGCGCUACAAGUUUCCUACAAUACCUUGACGUGUCUGUGGGUAAAGAGGUGGCAACCAUCUGCACCAAGAUGGGACGCCUUGAUGUGAUGUGCCAGAAUCCCUACAAUGCCAUUAUCCACCUCGGCCACCCUAACGGCACAGUCACCCUCUGGUCGCCCAAUCAAAAAGAAGCUGUUGUCAAGAUGCUCUGUCACCAAGGAGGAGUGCGGUCUGUCACCGUGGACAAGACGGGAACAUAUAUGGUGACAUCAGGCAUGGACAAAAAACUGAAGGUGUUUGACAUCAGAAAAUUUCAGCCUGUCAAGUCCUACUUCUUACCUGAGGGAGCUUCCUGUUUGUCACUGAGCCAGCGAGGGCUGUUGUCUGCAGCCACGGGGGAUGUCAUCCAGGUAUAUAGGGACGUGUGGAGCACUGACACAGUGACGAAACCCUAUAUGGCUCACAGAGUGCGGGCGGCCGCUUGGGGCCUGCACUUUUGUCCCUUUGAGGAUGUGCUGGGGGUCGGACAUGGACAAGGCUUCACUAGCAUGCUUGUACCAGGAGCGGGUGAGCCAAACUUUGACGGCCUCGAUUCAAAUCCAUACCGCAGUACCAAACAGAGGCAGGAAUGGGAGGUUAAGGCCCUGCUAGAAAAGAUCCAGCCUGAUUUGAUCAGUCUAGACCCCAGAGAACUGGGAAAGGUUGACGUUGCCACCUUCCAGCAAAGGCACCAAGACAGAGUGGAAGCUCUGGGCUUUGAUCCUCUUGCCAGAGAAAGAUUUGUCCCCAAGUAUAAGAAAAAAGGUCGCAGCUCAACUGGCAAUGUGGAAAGGCGAAAGAAACAAGUGGCUCAUGGCGGCAAGAGGGCUCUAAUAGUCCAAAGUAUGGAGGACAAAAUGAAGAUGCAGAAGGAAAGAAAAGCAAAGGAAUCAAAGGCAUCAGCAUUAGCAAGCCAAAAAUCAGCUCUGGACAGAUUCAGGAAAUAGAAGAGGAUGUAUUGUGCUGCCAGAUCUCUGUGACAUCCUGUGAGGGGGGACGAUUUUAUAAAUGCACCCCCUGUGUGAGAACAAAACAAGUCAUGCCCCAAAACCAGAAGGAUAAAAUUAAUUAAAUGAGGGAUGUUCAUCCGUAAUCAAUGUUGAGUGCUGUGGUGGGGCAACUUUUUAAUGCCUUUCCCCUAAGGCACUUUUUGUCAGCACAGGCAGCUAUUAACUGGCACAUGCUCCCGACCUUGACCAUGCUUUCAUACGGACUAGAUUUGUCAGAUAAAAUAGACAUAAACAUACUGUCAAACCUUUAGUACAGAAAAUGAUAAAUGGGCUUGACUUGGAACAUUGUAGGCUUGAUCAGUGACAGGUGGCAUCUCUUUAGCAGGUUGUUGCAAGGCAUUACACUAUAUAUUUAACAAUGGUUUAUAAUUUACCAUCUAACAGUGGCCCCACCUACAUACUAAAUACUCAUAAUACUCAAGACUUCAUGCAUAUAUCAAUAUGUUUAUGUAGUUCAUUUUAAUGGCUGUUUAGAACCACUGGUCACAAAUUAUUGAAGUCACAACCAAGCUGUCACAAGUCACAACAUAGGCUGUGAAAGGCAUGUGCUAGCACAAAUAAGGAAGUCAACGGCCAGCCACACCUUCAUCACCCUAUGAGGAGUUUGCCAGGCCUUCUCAUGUUCCCUGACAUUUAUUUCCCGGUGCUGGUUAAAUAUUGUUAAAAUAUUGUCUGCUUUGAGUACUUGGGAGUCAUCAUUGAAACAUGGCAUGUUGAAAUAAAGCAGGGAAACGAAAAGAUCUACAGUAAAUGUUUAUUGACUGACUGCAUUCCAUUCAUCAUAUUUCCUGAGUGUAAACACAUUGUUCUCUUUGUUAUGCAGCAAAGCUGCUUUGGUUCAACUAUAUUGUAAGAUUUGUGAACCUCACCUUAUCAAUGCAACGCUGAGCUAAUGUUUACUCUUGCCAUAAAACACAUUAUAAAUACUGCUUAGAGUAGGACAGGAGGGCAUGGAGCACACCUUUUUACUGUUAUUUCAGUUGCCUACUGCUUCUAAACUAACAGGUUUGCUCUUUUAACUUUGAAUUUCAUCAGAAGUACUAUACUUGUAUAUAUUUGAUACAGAUUGCACUGUAAACAUUUAUUAACAGAAUUAUUUGCAGACAUACUGUAUGGUCACAUUUUGCUUGUCCAGGAAACAUUCUGUAUGAGAAAUACUAAUAGACUAUACCAGUGAUUUAAAAGUCUACACUUCCAGUUGAGAUCAAGUACGGUGCAGUACAUGUGUUACAAAUACGAAGGCAUGCAGCCUACAGGGGUGUGAUAAUUCUAUGGAGAAGCCAUUAAAGCCAAAUAUAUUAAC